Messenger RNA from Actinia tenebrosa (Australian red waratah sea anemone), 1343 nucleotides. RefSeq names its product RYamide receptor-like. Gene Ontology annotation, cellular component: plasma membrane. The record is from RefSeq and is a predicted model, not a curated record. Gene Ontology annotation, biological process: G protein-coupled receptor signaling pathway. Gene Ontology annotation, molecular function: G protein-coupled receptor activity. NCBI's taxonomy places the organism in Eukaryota, Metazoa, Cnidaria, Anthozoa, Actiniaria, Actiniidae.
GUGUACUUUUUAAGAAACCAAGAUGACAUCCAACACAACAGACAACGAUACGCUCCUCCCAAUGGACGACGACAUGUGUCCGGCAGCAAAACAGGGAUCUUCAGCAGAACAAGUCAUCAAAACAAUCGCCUGUAUCUUGGUGUUACUGGUUGCAGUUGUUACCAACUGUUUCGUUAUCUUCAUCGUCAGGAAGAAACAACGAAUCAGAAGUGUCACUAACUGCCUAGUUGCAAACAUGGCAUGUUCUGAUCUUUUGAUUGGUUCUGUGAACAUGCCUAAUAUGAUUAGUGAAGUUGUCACAUCUUCCGAAGCUCUACCCUUUGAACAACCACUUGCAAAUCUGGUGUGUAAGCUUCUAGUUUUUAGCCAAGAUAUCUCGACGUUCUGUUCAAUAAUGUGCUUGAUUGUAAUCGCUAUUGAGAGAUAUUGCGCAAUUUUUUACCCGUUCAAAAAGUACCUUACUCUAAAGAACGUAAAGUACGUCAUACUGGUCUGUUGGGUCGUCGCUGGAAUCGUUGCGUCACCAUUACUUUAUGCUAACAAGAUUGUUGAAGACCAUGGUCUCUUCUACUGUUCCGAGCAAUGGAGCCCUGCAUUUGGCUCCAGCGAUAUUGCCGCAUCAAGAGGAUACACUACUGCAACCUUCGUCCUUUUAUACGCUAUUCCUUUGGCCUUGAUUUGCUUUCUUUACGCCGCCGUGGUGUAUCGCCUCUGGAAUCAAACCAUCCCGGGUGAUCACAGAACACCUGAGCGUCGCCAACAAAGAGCCAAACUCAAGAAGCGUGUUCUUAAGAUGUUAAUAGCGAUCGUACUGGCUUUUGCGCUCUGUUGGCUUCCAUACCAUCUGUUCUUCUUCCUUGACAAUUUCCAUCCACCCUAUGAAGCCUGCGGGGCACCGGCUGAAUUAUAUUUUGCGGCUAAAUUCUUGGCAUACUCCAACAGUGCCAUAAGUCCUUGUAUUUUUGUUUUCUUUGAUAUUGGUGUUAGAAGGUACCUGACMGCGUCAAUCAGCCCUUGUAUACAGACCAUUACAAAUCAUUCCAACCAAAACAUACGUCACAGGACUUCUGCUUACUACUCCAGUCGUUCUGAGCCACCAGUCAGCUUUGCUAAUGGGGUAAAACUGAAGGAAUUUAAAGUUUAUGACUUGGAAGUAAAAAAUCAGCCGAUGGCAAACGAGAAUGGUAAUGACGUAAAGCAAGAGAUGAAUGGGUUGGUUAUUAUAGACGACACGCCGGAUCUUAUUGCUGGGCAUCGAAAUAAAAGCUUUACGAACGAAAUCUUUGUUAAAGAUGAACAUAUUACACGAAGAACAGUAUCAUUUGCAGAACUGCAGCACUAAA